Messenger RNA from Rhizoctonia solani, 1554 nucleotides. RefSeq lists its product as uncharacterized. Gene Ontology annotation, molecular function: hydrolase activity. Gene Ontology annotation, cellular component: cytosol. The record is from RefSeq and is a predicted model, not a curated record. The transcript has 10 exons. Gene Ontology annotation, biological process: nucleotide catabolic process. Lineage: Eukaryota; Fungi; Basidiomycota; Agaricomycetes; Cantharellales; Ceratobasidiaceae. The coding region runs from base 1 to 1554 and encodes 517 amino acids.
AUGCUCGUUCCAUUUAUUUUAGUACUAGCGACCACGGGUGUAUUUGCCUGUGGCGGACAUGCCGACCACACGUAUGUGCCAAUGCGACGCAUGCAACCUGGUGCGACACCCAGUACAACGUGGCCCACCGUUCCUCUUGAAUGGGGAAAUAUCAAUUUUCUUCAUACGACCGAUACACAUGGCUGGUUAUUGGGUCAUCUCCAUGAGUCCCCUCCCGAACCAAACUAUUCAGGGGACUUUGGAGAUUUCGCGUCAUUUGUAGAUCAUAUGCGUAAAGAGGCAGAUAGAAGGGGGGUCGACUUGCUUGUUAUUGAUUCGGGCGAUUUGCAUGACGGAAAUGGGCUGAGCGAUGGAUUCCCUGUUGGAGGUGUGAAUGGACAAAAGUCGAACGAAUUUUUGUCCAGAUUGCCGUAUGAUGUUAUGGCUAUUGGCAAUCACGAACUCUACCAAUAUUCUGUGUCAUAUGACAUGCAUACCAACUUCGCACCCAGACUUAAAGGACGGUAUCUUUCUUCCAAUGUCAACAUCACUAUACAAGAUAAAUCGGGAAACACGGUCAGCAAACCCCUCGGCUCGAGGUUUGCUAAAUUUACCACCAAACACAAGAAAAAGAUUACUGCACUCGGAGUGAUGUUCGAAUUUACUGGAGGCAACGCUAAUACCACAGUACAAAAAGUUGCAACCAUGGUCAACGAAUCAUGGUUCAAAGAGGCGAUUAAAGAAGAGCCUGAUUUAUUCCUUCUUGCGGGACAUAUGCCUGUUCAAAAGGACAAAUGGCCUCUUGUCUUUGAUGCAAUCCGAGCAGUUCACCCAACGACCCCAAUUGUCAUCUUUGGCGGACAUACCCAUAUCCGUGAUUGUGUUCAACUGGACAAAAGGAGUAUGUCGCUCAUGAGUGGACAAUACAUGGAGACCGUCGGAUGGAUGUCUGCCGAUCUAGACGGGGUUAAGAACUCGACUGAACCCGUCAAGUUCUCAAGGAGGUACUUGGAUGCGAAUAGAAAUACGUAUCAGUUCCAUACCAAUAAGACUGGGAGAAACGGUUUCGACACCGCCAAGGGGAAGAAGAUUACCAAAGACAUGGGCCAAGUGGCCAAUGAGUGGAAUUUGACCCAAGUCUGGGGACAGGCACCACAGGAUUACUAUCUUGACCGCGUUCAAUAUCCGAACAAUGCUUCCCUACUCAACCUGCUGCGGAACAAGUUUUGCCUGCCGCACUUGCAGCCUCAAACCCGAACGGGCCAAACUUCCCCACACGUCCGUUAUCGAUACCGGCAACCAACGAUUCGACUUACCAAUGCUGCGAAACGGAGUGAGGAAGACGAAGGCUUAUUCCAGGGAGAGAUUGCGCCUCAUUUUAAAAAGUGGAAGAGGGAGCAAUAUGAGACUCAUUAUGAAACGAGGAGAGACCAAGGGUUGACGUUGGGAUACGUUACGACCGAUAGUUGCCCUGGAGUUGGCGACGAUAUCUCACACGAGCCCAUCGCUUCAUACAGUAUCCUAAAUAUAUUUCCUCCCGUUCCCGUCGAGUGUUACAGACGACACGCUCGUUGA